GAAUGACGACAUCGUUAUGGCUGAAAAUAUCUGUGAUAAUAUCUUGCUAUUUUCUCUCCUUUUAGUGCCAGUUCUGGGUUAGCUUUCAGAUCAGACAUAGCUGAAAGUAAAGUGAAACAACAGUGGCUGGUCAGCAUGAAAUGUUUAAUGCACAUCUGUGAUAGCUACGCACUGCUAACACGCGCAAUCUGCCGUCUGAAUGAGAAAAACUUUGCCGCCUGUAUCUUGUGUUGGCCAGCAAAGCUGUCUUGAACAGCUUUCUUCUCACAACAGGCAUUGAUCUGGGCUCCUUCUCCGAGAAAAGCUUGGCAUCUUCAGUUCGUGUGGGACCUUUGACCUCAGUUCAAGCACGAUGAAGGUAGGGGGAGGAGAGCGUAGCACCGAGAAAUACCUGGUAUUCCACGAUGACCGAUGACUUCUACGUGUAUGACUCAAAUGAAUCUGACACAACCUAUGAGUCCAGCGACGACAGCAAGUUGACCCACCACCCUGAUGUCAUCACAGCUUCCUACAUCGGCGUGCUGGUCUUGCUGGGUUUAAUGACCAACGGUGUCGUGUGUUAUGUCUACCUACGACUUAUGACUGGUUCCGUGAUCACUCGUCCUUUUCAGCCAUUUAUCGUGACCAUGUCGUCAGCGGACCUCAUCUGCUGUCUCUUCGGCUUCCCAAUCGACAUGUUUCUCCUCCUGACACCCUGGGCGCCAAGUCACCUUAGACUAUGGGUCUUCAGCUCUGUCAUCAUCUCUGUCUGCAUCACGCUUGACGUCCUUAUGCUGUUACAACCGGUCAUGCAGGUUGCCCUCAACACCAUUCGUUAUUUCUCGGUGAUGUACCCCUCGAUGACCAUUGGGCGUAAAGCCGUAAUCACCACUCUGGUUGCAACUUUGAUGAUGUCAUGCGUGGUAAACGCGCCAUUCACAUUCAUGUACGGUGUAAUCAUGAUCAACUUAAAAGAUGACUACAUUAUCCUCUGUGAGAGUCCUGCCGUGGUGGACAGUAUGUACUUUACUACGCACUUAGUGCUGUAUCUGAUCGUGAUGACCUACCUGCUGCAACAGGACAUCCAGCUGGCUUGGUACAUCAGCAAAUUAACGCAGAACGGCGGUCUUGUGACUGUGAUGUCCAGACGCCGAGCCGUCUCCGGAAUCUCGCACACCUACAUCUUCGGCUCAGUGCGCCGGGGUGCAUACUUGAGAAAUAAGAAGAAAAAGAACAAGGAUGCCUACAGAGUUCGCUCCAGGAAGAGGUUUCCUGGAGUUGGGAGGUAUGAGCAGAAGCCGAGGGGCGAGACCACUAUCCCCAUCAGCAAAACCCCGCCCUCUACCUCGAAAGUCGACUCCAAAAACAGGAAAACAGUCGAAUUCCAGAACAAGAUCGUAGUGCGGCCUGCUCCUUCAACGGCCAGGUCGCUGCACAGCUUUCAGCAAAUGUGGGAGAAGAGGAAGCAUUCCACCAACCAACUCUCCGUUCUCGAGCUCCCUGAGAGUCGAAACAGUCCCUUUAGAGUUCUAAGAAAAAAUGUGAAGGUCAAAAUAAAGGACAGAACGCUGCUGUCUUUGGGAAUAACUACAGCCCUGUUCUUCGUCUCUUACACGCCAUUUUUAGUCCUCCUGGCCAUGUGCUACAACAGGGUGUUUAUUCCUACCAACCGUUUGGAGCUGUCGGCCGUGGGAGUUCUCCAACGAAGCACCUAUGUCCUGACAGCGCUCAACGCCAUCAUCUACAAUCUUUUCAACGAAGGAUUUUGGUACAGAGUCCAGUUGUACCGGAAAAGAUUUUUACAAUGGCUCUGCUGUAAGGGCUAAGAAUCAUGCGUACAUUAUUCAUUUUUAUUUUGU
Messenger RNA from Pomacea canaliculata, 1838 nucleotides. RefSeq lists its product as uncharacterized. Gene Ontology annotation, molecular function: G protein-coupled receptor activity; peptide binding. The record is from RefSeq and is a predicted model, not a curated record. The transcript is spliced from 7 exons. Gene Ontology annotation, cellular component: membrane. NCBI's taxonomy places the organism in Eukaryota, Metazoa, Mollusca, Gastropoda, Architaenioglossa, Ampullariidae. Gene Ontology annotation, biological process: G protein-coupled receptor signaling pathway. The coding region runs from base 405 to 1805 and encodes 466 amino acids.